Molecule: messenger RNA, 896 nt
Organism: Galeopterus variegatus (Sunda flying lemur)
Lineage: Eukaryota; Metazoa; Chordata; Mammalia; Dermoptera; Cynocephalidae
Gene: NBAS
Product: neuroblastoma amplified sequence
Exons: 10
Biological process (GO): retrograde vesicle-mediated transport, Golgi to endoplasmic reticulum
Cellular component (GO): endoplasmic reticulum membrane; Dsl1/NZR complex
Molecular function (GO): SNARE binding
Source: RefSeq, a predicted model, not a curated record
CCCGGGCGAAGAUGGCGGCCCCCGAGACAGGCCUGGCUUUAAGUCCAGGCACUGCGGAGGGCGAGGAGGAGACAAUUCUCUAUGACUUGUUGGUCAACAUCGAGUGGCCACCGGAGACAGAAGUACAGCCUAGAGGCAACCGAAAACAUGGUGCAUCCUUUAUCGUCACAAAAGCAAUUAAAGAUCGUUUCUUAUUUUUACGCCAAUACCUUUGGUACAGCUCUGCACCAUUUUUGCUCCCUGAUGGACUUGUCCGCUUGGUUAAUAAACAGAUAAACUGGCACUUGGCACUUGCAAGCAAUGGGAAGCUUUUGGCUGCUGUCCAAGAUCAGUGUGUGGAGAUCAGGUCUGCAAAAGAUGAUUUUACAUCUAUUAUUGGGAAAUGUCAAGUUCCAAAAGAUCCGAAACCUCAGUGGAGACGGGUAGCAUGGAGUUAUGAUUGUACUCUGCUAGCCUAUGCUGAAAGCACAGGAACUGUGAGAGUGUUUGAUCUCAUGGGAAGUGAACUCUUUGUCAUUUCCCCGGCAUCUAGUUUUGCAGGCGAUUUGAGUUAUGCCAUUGCUGGGUUGAUAUUUUUAGAAUAUAAAGCAAGUGCACAGUGGUCUGCAGAACUCCUGGUCAUCAAUUACCGAGGAGAACUUAGGAGUUACCUUGUGAGUGUUGGAACAAAUCAGAGCUACCAAGAAAGUCAUUGUUUCAGCUUCAGUAGUCAUUAUCCUCAUGGAAUCAACACAGCUAUUUACCAUGCUGGUCACAGACUUUUACUGGUUGGUGGAUGUGAAACUAAUGAAGUGGGCAUAUCAAAAGCUUCUAGCUUUGGCCUUUCUGCCUGGAGAGUUCUUUCAGGAUCACCUUAUUAUAAGCAGGUUACUAAUGGUGGAGACAGGGUUACUGCG